Molecule: messenger RNA, 1361 nt
Organism: Funneliformis geosporum
Lineage: Eukaryota; Fungi; Glomeromycota; Glomeromycetes; Glomerales; Glomeraceae
Source: the annotation of a GenBank genome assembly
AUGGAAUUUUAUCAAGGAUUAUCACUUGAUUUUAGCCAUCUAUUGGACGAGUCUGACGACUAUGACGUUAUCAUUUAUGCUGGUAAAGAACCAAAUGUCAAGAAAUUCCACGCGCACACGGUUAUCUUGCGUGCGAGAUCCCCUUACUUUCGUAGAGCCUUAUCAAGAGAUUGGGCUAGAAAAGAAAACGGCUCAAUUGUAUUUCAAAAGCCAAACAUAGCACAUGAAGUGUUUGACGUCAUUCUGAAAUACAUUUAUAGUGGCACCGCAGAUUUACUUGUACAAGAAGGUGGUAUUAUUCUCAACCUUUUAACCGCCUCCGACGAAUUAAAUCUUCAAGAAUUGAUCGUUUAUGCGCAAGAUCAUCUUAUUCAACAAAAAUCUGACUGGUUGCAAGAAAAUGUGAUACAAGUUUUGCAUACUGUUGGAUAUUUAGAAGCCUGUAAAGAUUUACAAAAUUUUUGUUUGGGUUUGAUUUGUCAAGAUCCGUAUUGGCUAUUUGAAUCAAAUAAUUUUUGUUCAUUGGACGAAUCUGUUCUUGGUACGCUAGAACAUUGUAUACCUUUAAUUAGGUAUUUUAAUAUUGAUUCUAGUGACUAUUGGGAUAAAUUGAGACCUUUUAGACAGAUUUUACCAAGUAAAUUACAUGAAGAUCUUUUGCAAUAUUAUUGUAAGCGAGGCAAUAUUAGUCAAACGGAUACACCUAUAUUAUCACCAAGGAAGGCUGGUAUUCAAUCAAACAUUAUAAAGUUCAAACAUAUUUCCUUAAUAACGAAAUGGAUUGACAGAAAGGAAGGGAGUGAAAAUACUUUGGAAAAGUCUCAAUAUAAUUUCAAUAGAAUUCUUUGUGGUUCAGAUGACGGUUUUACCGCCGCUAAUUUUCAUAAAAAAUGUGAUGGCCGAGGUCCAACUUUGAUUAUAAUUAAAGUGAAAGAAUCCGGAGAGAUCAUUGGGGGAUAUAAUCCAAUAAGUUGGAGAGGAUCAAAUAAUCCAGAUAGUAGUUGGUCUGCUCCAACAACAUGGACUGUUUCACAACGUAGUCGUACUUCUUCUUUCGGUAGUUUUUCAAGGUCUACUGCUUACGAAUUAGGACCUUAUCAAAAUACUCCCAAUAGUUUUAUAUUUUCGUUAGGUGAUGGGAAAGGUCUCUUGAAUGCUAAAAUUAGUCGUAUUCUUCAAGAUAAUACGUCUGCUGCUGUUUUUUCAUCUCCGCGACACGGUCCUUGCUUUGGUCAAACAGAUUUACGAAUGAAUGAUAAUUUUAAUGAGGCCGAAACUUAUGGACCAGAAUCUUCAAAUCAGGCUUCAACCUCACAGAUGCUUCCACCCGAACUUACAAAUUAUCCUUCUGUUUCUGCUUG